This is a messenger RNA of Closterium sp. NIES-65, 1644 nucleotides long. The record is from the annotation of a GenBank genome assembly. NCBI's taxonomy places the organism in Eukaryota, Viridiplantae, Streptophyta, Zygnematophyceae, Desmidiales, Closteriaceae.
AUGGAUAGACCCCCUGCCGCCUCGCUCGCGCAAGCAACCGCCGUUACAAUAGCCAUUCUUCCCCCUAAAGUCACGUCCUGUACCGUCACAAACCCGCUUGCUGCCGCGAUUCCGGCGGCGCGCAGCGUAACCCAAUCCACGUCACCGGAGAACAAGCACAAGCGCGCAUUGGAGAGCGGGCCAUUAGAGAGCACGCACAAGCGCACCAGUUCCGUCCGCUUCGCCGACGACCAUGACGUGGAGCCGGGCGGAAGCGGAGAUGCCGACGGGGGCGGGGAAAGCGGAGGCGGAGGCGGAGGCGGCGGCGGAGGAAGAGGCAGCAGAAGAGGCGGUGGUUCCAGGGAGGUUAGCGAACAAACUUCGGCGGAUGACGUAUCGUCCGAUGGAAUAUCGCUCGAGUCGAUGAGCCGCGCGGGGAGCCAGCGGGAGCGCGAGGAGUGGCAGCUAGACUACAGCCAGUUCGAGGCGGCGCGGCGCGACCUCGACGACGGCCAUGGCCGGCUGCCGCGAAUACUCAAGCGGCGUGAGUUGCGCUGCUGCGAGCUAACGCUUGCCCUCGGAGUGGCGGGGCGGAACCCCGUGGACGGAUACUACCAGCAGCAGAACGAGAUGAUUGACGGAUUCAGUGAGAUGGACGCGCUCAGUGAGCAGCUGUUGCCGCCCACUCCCAGUGAGGUGAGGGAGGCGCGGCGGCAGCACCGGAACGAGUUCAUGGCGGUGCAGAUAUCCAACGGCGCCAACGUGUGCCUCUUCAUAGUGAAGAUCAUCGCGUCCAUCGUCAGCGGCAGUCUCGCCAUCCUGGCUUCCACGCUCGACUCGCUGUUGGACCUGCUGUGUGGGUUCAUUCUCUGGUACACAGCUCGCACCAUGCGCCGCACCAACCCCUACAAGUACCCCAUUGGGAAACGGCGCAUGCAGCCCCUUGGCAUCAUAGUGUUUGCGUGCAUCAUGGCAUCUCUUGGAUUCCAGAUCCUUCUAGAAGGAGUCCGCAAGCUCACAGACUCGAACCACUCGACGGACCUAGGGGAGAAGUGGCAAGUGUAUGUGGGCAUCAUGGGGUUGGUCAUUCUCACCAAGUUCAUCCUCUUCCUCUACUGCCGCCUCUUCUCCGAUGAUAUCGUUCAGGCCUAUGCCCUCGAUCACAUGAUGGAUGUGGUAACCAACACCGUGGGCCUCGCUGCAGCAGUGCUGGCAGGGGAGUACGCGUGGUGGAUCGACCCCGUCGGUGCCAUCUUUCUCGCCCUGUAUACCAUGUUCAAUUGGGGCAACACAGUGCGCGAGAACGUGCGCUCUUUAACCGGACGGACAGCGCCGCCCGCGUUCCUGCAGAAGCUGACGUACCUGUGCUGGAACCACCACCGGGCAAUCCUGGCCAUUGAUACAGUGCGGGCGUAUACGUUUGGCGCGUCCUAUUUCACUGAAGUGGAUGUUGUGUUGCCAGAAGAUAUGCCGCUCAAGGAGGCACAUGAUAUUGGCGAGGCGCUUCAGAAUAAGCUGGAGCGGUUGCCGGAGAUUGAGAGAGCAUUUGUUCACUUGGAUUACGAGGUGUCGCAUCGGCCUGAGCAUCACCACCACCUCUCCACGUUCAAUGUCAGCAACGGACCAUCUCCCACUAGCUUCUCAAGCGACCCAAGAUCUCCAUGA